This is a messenger RNA of Dendronephthya gigantea, 674 nucleotides long. RefSeq names its product fucolectin-like. The transcript is spliced from 4 exons. The coding region runs from base 1 to 612 and encodes 203 amino acids. The record is from RefSeq and is a predicted model, not a curated record. NCBI's taxonomy places the organism in Eukaryota, Metazoa, Cnidaria, Anthozoa, Malacalcyonacea, Nephtheidae.
AUGCAGAAUAUCAGAAAUAUUCAGAAUGCAGGGGUUAUAAUUGUGUAUGGAUCAGAGCAAAACCCAGGCGCAUCUUGUCUGGACAUCAGCAGUUGUCAUGACAACGAUGGUGAAUACUGGUUAGCUUCCGAACAGACAUCCUGGGUUACCAUGAAAGUAUUCUGUUACAUAAAGCAAGACCCAAGUACCAUUAAUCUAGCUCGAAACAAGCCUGCCAUUCAAACAAACACAGCAUAUGGAGCUGUUGCAAAAAGAGCUGUUGAUGGCAGGAGAAGUUCAAAUUGGAGACAAGGUUCAUGUACUCAUACAUAUGGAACAAACUCCCCAUGGUGGAGAGUGGAUCUACAACAUGUUUUUUUCAUUCGAAAACUGAUCAUCACCAAUCGUUCAGACUGUUGUUCUGGAAGACUUUCAAAUUUCCAGAUCAGGAUUGGUGCUACCCUUAAUAACGCAAAUGGUAAUUCCAAUCCUCUAUGUGGCGGAUAUUAUUCACUGAAGGCUGAAACCAAGAGUAUUGUGUGUCCCAAUCCAAUGAUUGGAAGAUAUGUGAAUAUUAUUAUUCCUGGACCAGGAAAGGUUCUAACAUUAUGUGAAGUAGAAGUCUACCUAUGAAGUUUCUUCAUGCAAUGUUCCUUCAAAUAUCACUGGCAUGCGAAACUAAAAUGAUAAAAUUC